AUGUGUGUGUCAUAUGAAACUUUUACAGCUCAGUCGUUCACUGCCUGAACCAGAAGAAGAAACCUGCUGCAGCCCAACACAAGUGGACUAUUUCUGACUGAGAUAUGGCUGUGCUGGCACCGUUCCUGGUGUUAUGUGCUUUUGUUUUGGAGUUUCAUCAUGUGGAAGCAACAGCAGACACCCUGAGCUGUCUGGAUUCUUCUUUCUGUCUUGGUGAACUGGAGGUGAUCUAUCCAGGCCUGGAGAUUGACAAAUGCCUCAUAGUUCAAAAGGAUCUCAGAAAGAAGCUCACUACACUUUGGAAAGCCCCACGGAUUAACUUCUCCGGAGCAGACGAGGCUAAGGUGUAUGUUCUGGUGAUGGUUGAUCCUGAUGCUCCAAGUCGCAACAAUCCAAAGGCUGCUAACUGGAGACACUGGCUGGUGGUGGACAUCCAGGGCAAUGCACUGAAGAAAGGAGAGAUCGAAGGGACGACCCUCACUGAAUAUCAUCCUCCAACCCCGCCUAAGAAGACUGGUUUGCACCGCUACCAGUUCAUGUUGUUUGAGCAGCCUCCAGACACAUCGGUGUCCCUGGCUGAGAAGGAGAGUUCAUCCCGCGGUAAAUGGGAUCUAUUGGCCUUCAUCACCAGGUUUAACCUAGGAAAGCCUGUUGCCACUUUGCAGUUUCUCACCAAAAACUAUGAGGACUGAAGAAUUCUCAAUGUCAGAAAUGUUGGUGUAGAAGCAUGUGUCAAAACAGUGAUGUAAAAUGCAUUCAUUCAUUCUUUCCCUGAAUUAAACAGUAUCACUUCUUCAAAGCAUACAA
Molecule: messenger RNA, 807 nt
Organism: Labrus bergylta (ballan wrasse)
Lineage: Eukaryota; Metazoa; Chordata; Actinopteri; Labriformes; Labridae
Product: phosphatidylethanolamine-binding protein 4
Source: RefSeq, a predicted model, not a curated record